AUGGAGGAGGAUUACAACUUCAAAGCCACAGUGCAAAUGUACAAAAAACGCUUCACCAAAUGGGGAUUCCAGAAGAAUGUUCGUCGGGAGCGGCGAGGCAAGGAUGUCGGUCCUCAAUCGACGCGAGAUUCUGGGUCGCCGUCAACUGCACUGGUAGAGGCUGCUCCAGUCUCGAGGGCCCCUCGCAUCCUUCAUCUCAGUGCCUCUGAUGCGGCCCAAGUAGCGUUUCUUUCCAGUAUCAGAAACUGGACCGUUGCGUUUUUCGACAGGGCCGAAUCUGGCACGGUUGGAUAUUCGCUGCCAUCACACCCAGGGGCAUCAAGCCCCUCGCCUGAAUCGUCAAUUAAGCCCCCGCCGCGCGAUUUGAACAACCCCGAGCAGCUGAGUUUCGCUUUCAAACUUAUACUGGGCCUUCUCGAUCGCGAUCAGGGCGUCUUGGCUGGCCGUCUAGCUCGUAAGGCGUUCCUCCAGGCAGAAACUCUGCUCGACGCAGAAGGGCCCCUCUUCAUUUGGAAUACCCUCGAGAUCUUCCACAAUAUCGCCCUCCUCCGCCAGGCAAAUCUCGGCCACAUACUUUUGCACCAUCUCAUAAGUCUUGCUGGCAGUAGACCGGUAUCAAAGGUACUGCUUCGACUGCAAGACCUGCUGCAGGCAUGGCAGCAUGACGGCGUUCCUGUCCGGCCGGAAGCGCUCGAGCGAGCGUGGUCGAUAAACGCGGAUCUGACGUUCUCUCGCUUCGAUCCUGAUUACCUGUUGCUCUACUACCAGCUGGUCUGGGAUUCGGAUAUUGUUAAACUUGAUCCCGAGAUCGCGCGUCAUUCGGACAAAUGGUUCGCCAAAAUCCACGACAAGAUCAACAAAACCUCUCUCCACGAUGACGUUGACGUAGCAACUGACAAGCUCUGGCCGAAGCAUGAGCUGACAUUCAACGGCAUUGGUAUCCAUGGCGAUGGAAUAUCACAGCCUGCUAACUUCAACCAAUUGAAGCAAGAAAGUCUUACAGGGGUCACUCAGAUGCUCGACGAGGUCCCCGCCGACUCGACAAUGAGGGUGCGUGUCCUCUCAGCAUGGUUAAAGAGUCAAGUGCUUCAAGACGACGCCGCAAUGCCGGUCCAUUCCGGCAUGGAUAUCCCACGCUUACAAGCCCGUAUCAUGGCUUAUAUCAUCAGAAUCAUCAUGGACUUUGAGACUCAAGGGAGGGAAGAUGUAGACUCUGCAGCUGACAGGAUGAGGACCAUCUUGGCUCUCAGAGAGUAUGGCCAAGGCCGGCUGGGAUCUCAGAUUGUCUAUGAGAUGUGGCAACUUGAGGACCUGCUUGUCCGCGACGGUCGGGUCGAGGAAGCGGCAGACCUUCGCGCAGAGUCAUACAGACGGCUUGAAGAAUUCCUGACCGACAUCCCAGAGGAACCUCACGGAUAA
This is a messenger RNA of Colletotrichum aenigma, 1419 nucleotides long. RefSeq lists its product as uncharacterized. Lineage: Eukaryota; Fungi; Ascomycota; Sordariomycetes; Glomerellales; Glomerellaceae. The coding region runs from base 1 to 1419 and encodes 472 amino acids. The transcript is spliced from 2 exons. The record is from RefSeq and is a predicted model, not a curated record.